This is a messenger RNA of Stylophora pistillata, 3421 nucleotides long. RefSeq names its product AN1-type zinc finger protein 3 homolog. Gene Ontology annotation, molecular function: zinc ion binding; DNA binding. The record is from RefSeq and is a predicted model, not a curated record. Lineage: Eukaryota; Metazoa; Cnidaria; Anthozoa; Scleractinia; Pocilloporidae.
AAAUGGGAUCGAUUUUGCAUUUGCAAGAAAUGCGAGAGACUGGAUCGAGAACUAGAUAUUUCCAUAUUUGGAAAGUAGUAAACAUCUCGGCAAGUGGAAAAUUGAUUGUGGUUUUGGCACCCAGUCGGAGGAAAUUUUUUGAAUUUGCAAUUUGCAAUUUGCAGGGGGCUUGAUUCCCUGUAAAUUCGCUUGUAAUUUGUUUGUUUGAUACUUGCGUUUAGUCAUGGACAACGCUAAAAGUACGCCACCGCGAUGCCCGUGCGGAUUUUGGGGAUCUCCACAGACUUUGAAUUUGUGUUCAAAGUGUUACAAGGAUGAAUUGCAGAGGAAGGGAAGAACGGAAGAAAAUAGUUCGUCGCUUUCAGUAAAUAAGUCUAAUGCUCAAUCGUCUAAUCUCGAGCAAUCCAAACAUGACGUUGAAAAGAAGCCCUCGACCAGUACUGUGCAAGAAGGCAACCGUGAAAGUGAACACGAAAAUAACUAUAUAAAAUGUGGCCUGAAUACAGAAAAUAAGUUAAAAGUAGAGAGAAAUGAUCCUCAAGACGCAAGUAGAGAUAAAGAAUCAGGGAAUAAGGGGAUAGAUGCUCCGCUUCAAAAGAAGAGAAAACGGUGUUGGACUUGCAACGCAAAGCUUGAACUCGCUCAGAGGGAGUUGGGGAACUGUCGGUGUAGUUAUACUUUCUGUCAGUUACACCGAUUACCAGAACAGCAUAACUGUGCAUUUGACCACAAAGAGAGUGGGCGACAAGAGGCAAGGAAAAAGAUGGUCAGCCCCGGACCAAAGAAAGUUGGAAGAUCUUUCCAGAGAAUAGAUGAAUGAUUUAGAUUUAACUAGGUUUGAAUAAUACGUGGUAACUUACAUUUCAUACAAAUGACUACAACCGAUUUCUAAGAGCCCAUUAUUCAUUUGUGCAAUAAACCAACUGGAUAACUGAAGUAACCGAAAAAAAUCCCUGCUGGGUGACAGAUGAAGUUUGCUACCAGUCACCUCUGGCACCAAGCUUGAAAUAGCAUUACAUUGACAAACUUACUAGAGUUAAAAAGGAUUUCUGAAAAAUAUGAAUAAGACUGUUUUUUCACUUGGUGGCAGUGUCUAUCACCAAAUAUUUAGGAAUGAAAGGUAAUGAAGGUGUAUGCAGGUCACUGAGGAAAAAAUUAAAUUAAAAUUAUGAAAAAAUGUGGGGGUUGAGAAGAUGUGUUGUUGGACUUAAAGGCAGCUUGUUUAACUCUUUAUGCCUUAACAUCAAAAUACAAAUUCUCCAUGCUAUUCUUUGUACAUGUGCUAAAAUACCGACAAGCUUUGUUAGGUGGUUAUCAUUUCCUUUAUUCUCAUAACCCUUAUGUUUGAUUUAGGGGCGACACCAAAAGGAGAACUUAGAUGCUAAUAGGAGUAGAUUAAGCACUGCGAAAAUGGCGAACGCUGAACGUAGGCUAGUCGUUUGCCGUUCCAUCCACGAUGUUUGUCUGUGUAAGCUUCCCGAGGACACGGCAGAACUGGGAAGUAGUGUCCAAAGGCAAAUGUUCUCGGUCACCAUUCAAUGCGACUAGAAAUGAUGGAUACAAAGAAGUAAUGUAUUUUCUGCUUGAGUUUGAACUCUGUUAGCUUUACAAGCAAUUCAUAUAGAACUAAGAUGUUAAACAAAGCUUAGCUAUAAAAGCAAGCAAUCAAAAUGUAGAAAUAGUCGGUAAAAAUGGGCUGCAGAUACUCACGUUUUUGUGUUCCCUACAAACGGGAAAAAUGUCCUUGAGUAGAAACAGCAGCUGGCAAACGUGGGAAAUGUCAGGUCACAUGACCCUCUGCUGUUUGUGGGAAAAAAAUACAUGGUGCUUAAUCUCUCUAAUAACUCUAAGCGGGGACUGUAAACCAAUACUACUGUGAACUUCUAAUUUUUCAGGUGUUUUUGGCUCGGUGUUUACUACUGCAAAACAAGUUUAGUGGUGUUUCUCUUGACUUUCCUCUUUUGGAGGAAAAAAUCAGAAAUGUUGGAACAAUCUUCUAAUACUAGUUGUACCAGAGUGCAUAGGAAUAUUCUGUUUUGCCUUUUGUGUUGAAAGUCAUCAGCUUGAUAUGUGCAUGCAGUAUCUGAAGGUUUUUUCCCCUUUGCAAGUCCUCCCUCCUCCACCUUUGCAUAUGCAAUAUGGAGUCUAAGGUGACUAAGCCUUUGUGAAAUGCAGUGACACACAAGUGCAAGAGUAUUAAGCUACAAAUUGCAAAAUUGGUCAAUGCUUAACACGUCUAGGAAUUUGCUUGUUCAUUGAACUUUGUCAUGGCCUUACUGUAAAAUUGCAAUUUGAUCAAACAUGUUAUGAUUUUGACAGCAAACAGCUUUGUUAUGCAAGCUUGUUAAGGGGAUGAACUUAUUUUAUUUCAGGGGGUGAGCUUGCAGAGGUUGUAGGGGGCAAAGGAUUGUCAAGAGUUGAUUUUUCCUUAGUGGGCUCUGUAACAAAUUCUGCCAUCUAAUUGGUUCUUAAUGUUGUAUGGAUUUUCCCAUCUCUGCUAAAGCUUACGGUAGGGCUUUCAUGAAUUUUUGUUUUAGUCUCUUUAGUCAGAAGCAAAAAAGUAACCUUGUUUGUUAAUGGCAUAGGGUCAUGCAAUGUAGAAAAAUCUGUGACUCUGCACUUGAAAAAACCGUCCUCAUGUUGCAGCUGUGGACAGCAAUUUGAAGAUCUCAAUACUCAAGCGGUUACUAACAUAUGUAGAUAUGGUGAUGUCCACCAACAGCAGGGCUUCACUUGUAAAAUAAACAAUUGAAGUAGAUUGUAAAGGUCUCACUAAUAUGAUGGGAGUAUACAUAUAAAUAAAAAAAAAUUCUAAAUUUUUGGCUUGAUACCUCUUAGAGUGUUCAUAAUGUAUGGUAGGUUGACCAUUGUGAAUAGAUAUAUUUUCUUAUCUUUAUAGUCUAAGCAUUUACCUUGUAACUGGUAAGAAAUUUGCCUUCAAGUGCUGGUAUUAACAGUAAAUUUUAAGAUUUGGUUUAAGAAAGGUAUCUUAAAAAAUCAUGUGCAGUUAUUUUGUUUGUGAGGUUUUAGAAUAGUGUGAUUGUUCAAGAAAGAAUGUCAAGGGAAUAAUAAAUUUGAAAGACAAAGACUGUUUUGUUAUUUAUUACAAUUUAGGUAGGCAUGGUAUUUUUAGCUAGGUAAUGAUCAUGCCUUUUUAUGAAAAUGUUUAUAAUUGAAUCAUGCUUCCUCUGAAAGGUGAAAAGCAGGAAAGGACAAUGGCCUUGUCCAGUUUAUGGAAGCAGCCAGGGUACCAGUGAUUUUGAAUGAAGGAGGUUAUUUCCUAAAGAUUGUGGUGCUGUGUCAGUAGGAGAAAGACAAGAAACACCUGAACAUGUGGUUUGGUAGAACAUCAUCCUGAAACACCCUAAAAGAGAGAUUAUGAAAAGCAAAUAAAAUAAUGAAAAAGAAGAUGAAAAAAUAC